CAGGAUCGGACUUCGACGCGCUUGGACCCAUCAGUCCCUGAAUUUGUCCAAUGCGAGGACCCAAUACUCCAAGAGGAUUUUCUCCUCCACGAGUCGUAACCGGAAUUACCGCCAUAGUCGCGGUUACUUUCGCUUCUUAGACGACAUUCCUGAAAAUACGAUCUUCUGGGGUAUCAUUGGUUUGAAUGGUGCCAUCUUCGGACUUUCUUGGUGGGCCAAACAGAAGCUGACGGUCGAACGCGACCCCCGUCUAUACACCAUGAUGCGCAAACAUUUCUACGCCAACUGGCAUAACAUCUCGUCCGGGCGCAUAUGGACCUUGUUUACUUCUAUGUUCACUCACAACGACUCGGAUGUUACUCACAUCUUGUUCAACGGCUUCACCUUUUACUUUAUGGCACCGUUGGUUCUACAGAUACUAGGAAGUCGUCGUUUUCUGUUCCUCUAUCUCGGAGGCGGCGCACUGAGUGAGCUGUUUUCGAUUGCAUACGAUCAGAUAACUACGGGCAGAGAUCGAUACUCUGUGGGCGCUAGUGGUGCCAUCUAUUCCAUCCUCUCUUUUCUUGCUUUCACAGAGCCUCGUAUGACACUUCUUAUCUAUGGAAUCGUGCCUGUUCCCAUCUGGCUGGCGGUCACAGGCCUCUUCUCGUAUGAGACGUAUCUCACGGCUUGGGAUAAGGCCGGAACCUCUAAUUCCAGUGGGCAUGUUGGAGGGAUCUUGUCUGGAGCAGGUCCUUGGGACAACCGACUGUACCUCCCACCCACCGCCAUAACGUCAGAACUAAACCCAAGCACUAACAUGGAUCGGCCGUCUGUUCCUCAACUCCCUUCUCUCUCCUCCUCUCUGGUCCAAGCUGCCAUUCAAGCCACAGCGCAGUUCACACCAGUCCCGGCCCUGGCACCAGUUGCACAACUCGUGUCCAAUAUCAUCACGCUCUGCCAGAAUGUGUCUCAGAACAAGGCCACGGCGGCACAAUUGAGCACUAGAUGCCAUCGGAUGCUCCUCGUCAUCAACGAGAGGCAUACUAUGAAUGAAAAUGUCGAUGCUGCCCUGAAAUCGUUCACGAAAUGCCUGGGCGACGUGCAAGUUAUCAUGGAGAAGUGUGUACAACUCUCGAAACUCAAGGCGUUCCUCCACCAAUACGAUAUCUCGGUCGAGAUAGCGAGGUGUCACAGCAUCCUCUCAGACUGCUUCAAUGCGUUCCAGGCAUGGGUUGUCCUCAGGUUCGGUAUUGGAUCCUUACUUCAAGAACAGAUCGCUUCGCACACUGAGCUACACGAAUGGCAAGCUCAGUUUAAGGAAUCUUCCAAACAAGAUCAUCGAGAACUCGUGGGAUAUCUAGGGGACAUCACGAACUCACAGACGAUCAUCUACGAUCUUCUAGAGAAGAUCCACGAAAACACUCUUGCAGAGAGGCAGUCGCAGUCCUCCGAUUUCUUGCGCGAAACCAAAGUCAAAGACCAGUCGCAUAUCGGGCUAUCGAGCAACCUGUACGAUCUGCAGCUGCAGAGUCGCGAGCUCUUACCCGACUUCAAUCUGCGCUCUGGGGAAGUGAUAAGAAGCGGGAUAUUUCCGGUGAGCGGUACCAGUUCUAUGGACAUCUAUGAGGGCCUUUACUUGCAGCGCGAAAAAGUGGCGAUCAAGGUUGUCAGAGCUGUCAACGCCGGUCCAGAUAGUGCACGUAGAUUUGAACGUGAAUGCGAAAUUUGGAAAGAAUUGUGGAAGCGUGACGGAGGCAAAUACAUCCUGCCGUUUUAUGGUUUCAGCCAAUCGGAUGGGCCAUUUCCUUACAUCGUCAGCCCAUGGCAAGCUAACGGGUCGGCGAUCCAAUAUGUUAAACGGCACGAUCUAUCGGCCAAAGGUAUUGCCCUUGGCAUUCAGAUCUUGCACAAUAUGACACCUCCCAUUGUGCAUGGGGAUAUCAAAGCAAUGAACAUCGCAAUCAAUAAUCUAGGAAACCCUCUAAUCGCCGAUUUUGGAUUGUCUUGUAUCGUUGAAGACAUCACCGGGAUUCCUUUCAGUCAGAGUCGGGGCGUCAGUGAAUCGUAUCGCUGGUUUGCACCUGAACUCUGUGUGGGGCAAGGAGUUCUCUCUGCCAGCUCAGACAUCUAUGCUUUUGGUAUGACUGUGCUCGAGCUGUUCACCCAUGAACAUCCCUACAAGGAGGUCAAACACACCGCCGAGGUCGUAAUCAAGUCUUCUCAAGGCAUACAGCCCAAGCGUCCGACCUCAGAACGUGUGCUGGAACGCGGGCUUAGUGACGCUCUGUGCUACUACAAGGCCACAGGCUGGAACGAGGACAAUCUAUACGCCAACAUCACUCGGUCUUCGAAUGCGAUCCUCGAUUUCUCCGUCCCCAGAGGGCUCCAUCUCGCGGUGUCCAAGUCACCCAAUUCUCUCUUCAAGACAACAUAUUCCAUGACUGCCAUGCCCUCACUCAGUGGCUCUGUCGGCUACAUCUUCACUUCUUGCGAUCUCGAUGUCAAGAAUUCCGGGAAUGUCCGGUUCAAGGAUAUGAUUGAGCGAUUCCGCGUUUACGACCAGCCGCGCCGUGCCGAACCAAAGGAAGAGGAGUUUUUCAAUGGAGAGCUAGUAAACAACCGUGACUACCUCAUGUAUGGCCGGUUUUAUCUCCCCACGGGCCGUCUUGACGCGCUCUACUCGACGCGUUUAUCACCGACCGUCCAGGCUCUCGUGGCCGCUAUCUCUCAUCCGCCUUCCAAUAUCAACUCUCCUGCACCGCGUAACUCGAACGUCAGCAACCUGAUCGUCAACAUCCAACACGACGUGGGGAAGUGGUGCACAGAAUACACCUGGAGCGCAGACGAUAGCAUGUGGGGUGUGCGAGUGCUGCAUAACUUCGGCAAGCUCGGAAUGGCCCAGGAGAAUUCAGACGAUCCGGAGAAGGCUGCUGCCCGGACCGGGGUGAAACGGGUCGACGAGGAGGAUGCGAUCGAGGGGGGUCUGAAGGGACGCGUUUCGGCUGGGGCCGAGUUUUAUUUCAGCGCAAGAGAGAAAAGCGGUGGAGUUUCGACUGGUUUUCGAUUCUCGACAUUACCCGAAUCAAGUCCUCCAUCGUUCCAAGCCCCGGGACCAUCUUCUUCGCCGUUGACGACGAUAACCAGGGGCCCGCCCACUCAGGCGCCGACGACGAUAACGGCCUUGUUCAACCCUAUGCUGGGCCACAUAUCGAGCGCUUAUUCCAGCCGAGUGUCGCGAGAUCUUUCUCUUGCUUCUCGGUUCGACUUCAAUGUGUACAGCUAUGAGAGCGAAUGGACGAUGGGUGCUGAAUGGUGGAUGCACUCGAGAGCCGACGCAGAUAGUGAAGACGAAUCACCUCUGACAUCGAGAGAGAGUGGGCAGGUGCGAGGGAUUCUCAAAGCACGUGCUUCAACGAACCGGGAUGUCGCCUUGCUCUGGGAAGGCCGUGUGCAGCAGACGCUGGUUAGCGUGGGUGUUGUUUCUGACCUGUCCAACUCGGCGAAACCGAUCAAGGCAAUCGGACUGGAAUUGUCGUACUUCAGCUCAGACGAAAAAUAAGCAUUCAUUGUUGUUGUGUGAUCAUAUCCCGAGCCAUCCUAUAAAGUACACAAAAAAUAAUGAUAGGCACAGAGGUGAGAAGAGGAGCAGAGCAUGUUCAUGAAAUCAGAGAUAAGAUAAGAUGAGCUGAGAUUGAGGGGUUAUCAUCAUGGGGUCUUGCUUGGAGCGGCGAUGGUGCGCGCAAGCCUUGAAAUUGCGGCUCCCGUGAUGACGGGUCUGGCGUGCGGAGGCCGUGGGUUGCGCACAGAAGCAGGGGGCGACGAGUGCGUCCGGGCAUGCUGGUUUCCCGGCGUCCUGGUUCCCCUCGUGUCCCGCUGGUUCAGGUUGUGCGCAGACCUCGAAAACGUUCUGCCGACGGUAUGGGCCCUUUGAUGCGUCGGAUGGAAAGUCUCUGCCGGAUCAUCAGAGUUCGACGGCGCGUAGAUGGACGCAGCGAGCCCAGAAAGAGGCGCCGGCUGGACGGCAGGCUCGGAGGAUUUUUCAGCGGCCGGCUGGAGGGACGUCGGAGGAGGCGUGCUUUCCAUCCUCGGCUGCUCGUCGGCACUGAAAGGGACCACCGCCUCCUCUUUGACAUCUGCAGGGGGCGCAACUGGAUCCGGCAAUGCAGUCAGCCCAUCGACGAUGAUGGGAGAAAUCAUCAUGUCCUUUUGGGCUUGCACGCUAUCCUUGGGCUCGGGCUCCACUGGCUUCUCCUCCUGUGUGACGGUCUUCACACCCCAAUCAUCAAGAUCCGGCAAGCUUUCGUCGUCGUCACCAGCCCAAUCGAUGUGACUGCCUGGAGUAUUGGGGCGGUUACUUUCCAUCGCAGAGGCUCGCACUCGUUCCACAAAGGCAUCAAUGUCAUUCUGCCUGAAUGAUCCGGCCAAGUGAGGAGGCGUAUCCUUUGAGGGAGGCGGAGCACUGCGGGGCGCUAGGAGUCUGUUCUGCGGCCGGAGAAGGGUGCUAUCGUCCGAUGCCGGUACAUUGACUUUGAGAUUACUUCCGCCGGUGCUGAUAGCCCCAUUUCCUCCCUUCGCACUCUGCUGUGAACGGCGACGGCGGUUCGAAGGUCGGGGGACAGGCGCUGUAGCAGGGAGUACGGUCGAGGGAGAUGGUCCACCCACAAGUACCGCAGGAACGACCAAUGGUGUGGAGCGCGAUGGCUUACGACCGUGACGCCGCGAGCCCGACGAAGGAGUGGUGGUAUUAGACAGCGCCGAGAUCGAAGGAUUGGGAGAUGGCUUAGGUUUAGGAUCCGGUGUUGAUGUCGUACUGGCCGGUGUCGCUUUGGGCGGCAACGAUUCGUUGUUCGUUGAUUUAUCAUUCUUCGAAGCAUGCGAAGGCUCGGCACCGCCAUUGUCCUUACUGUGGCCGGUGGAGUUGGAGUUAGGGUUCGGCCCUCGACCACGACCGCCUCUGCUCCUUCCCCUUCCGCCACCACCACCUCGACCGCCUCUGGGGUUUCCCCCGAACGCAGAGGAUCCCAGCUCUGUUCGAGGCCAAUCACGGGCUCUAGAGUUGCCAGAUGGAGUGGCAAGUGGAGGAGCAGGAGCAGCCAUGCUUGACCCAGGACUCGGAAAUCAACUAAGGAGGCGGAUGAGGAUACUUAGACGUCAAGGAUCAAUAAGAUCCUGAGUUGUGGGGAUAGCGUGGAGGAGGUGAGGCUUGUUGGAAGGUGAACAAUCAAAUGUAUUUUUGAUGUAAACAAAGUCACUUCGUAUUGGCCACCAUGUCGAAAGCGUCCCAGCCUGAGUUGAAAAAGUUCAUGGACAAAAAAUUGUUCGUCCAUUUGCAAGGAGGACGCAAAGUCAGCGGUACAUUGCGCGGCUACGAUCUCUUCUUAAAUCUGGUCAUCGACGAUGCUACCGAAGAGACCACUCCUGCCCAAAAGCAUCCCAUCGGCACUGUGGUCAUCCGAGGGAACAGCGUCACGUCCAUGGAAACAUUGGAAACAGUACGAUAGUAUCAGUCUUGUUCUGGUCUUGGUUGUAUGAAGGCGUCGUUUGUAUCACUGUCUUGCUCUCUCUAUCUGCUGUACCAUCAGCCCACUGUCGGUGAAUGCGAAUAUCCGCACCCCAUGGCGGAUCUAAAGCGUGACUCGUCGAUAUGGGCAUCGGCACCGCGACGAAGAUUGAUCACAAUGACUACUAUUAUGCGCACGGACCAUGCCUGUAUUUGUGUCUGGUUGUGGAUGGGUGUUGGAGUGAAACUGGUGCAUGUAUCGCGAGUACUGUGUCCAGAACCAGUAUACAUUUGACAUUUCAACAACAGCAUGUAAGUGGAAUACGUCUUCACCAAUCCAUCGUCGAUUUGGCCGUUUUCGUCAACGCCACUGGUAUCCGAGCGCCCUUGAAACCAAAUCCGUCCAACCACGGCCAAAUCUCGCUUCUGCGCUUCUCAAAGGUGGUGAUGGUCUCCGCCCGCUGCAUAGUCAGAGCGAUGUCAUCGAGACCGUUCAAAAGACAGUGGCGGCGGAACGGAUCGAUCGUGAAAGGGAUGGCAGCUUGCCCGUUUGGACGGCGGACCUCUUGUUUUUCGAGAUCAACCUCGAGCUCCAGCCCGGCCUCGGCAUCUUCCGCCAAUGCUUUGCACUCUUCUUGAGAGAUGGCGACAGGCAACAUGCCAUUCUGCAUCGUAUUGUUUUUGAAGAUAUCGGCGAAACUCGGCGCAAUAACACAUCGUAUGCCAAAAUCGUUUCUGAAGCUGGUCAGCAUUGGAUUUGUUGUGGAGCACAUGCGACUCACAAACUCCAAGGCGCGUGUUCCCGCGAACUGCCGCAUCCGAAAUUCUUGCCAGUCGAAACGAGGAUCUUGGCCUUGUUGUACGGGGCCCGGUUGAGAACGAAGUCCGUGUCCUUGCCUGUGUGCGGGUCCUUGCGCAAUGUAAAGAACAAGGCGUCGGCGAGACCUGUGCGCUUCAAGGUCUUCAAAAACUGCUUCGGGAUGAUCAUGUCGGUGUCGACGUUUUCGAUGUACAUGGGAGCGGCGAUGCCUUUGACAGUGGUGAACUUCUGGACAGUGGACGGGGCCUCACUGGGUGGCAAUUUCCCUGGCGUUUGGGGGGCAGCUGAAACUUGCGGCUCCGGAGGAGGAAGAACGGGAUCAUCCAAGAAUUCAGAGGCACUCAUCACCUUGAGUUUGGGGGCCGACUCGAUGUUGGCUCCGACAAAUUUCCGGACGUCAGUGAGCUUGCCGGUCAUGGCGGCAGCGGCUGCCAUGGCCGGGCUCAACAGAUGAGUGCGACCGCCUGAUCCCUGGCGACCCUCGAAGUUGCGGUUGCUUGUAGAUGCACACCGCUGGCCGGGGGAGAGCUGAUCAGGGUUCAUGCCAAGACACAUCGAGCAGCCAGCUUCGCGCCAAUCGAAGCCAGCACGUUUGAAGAUGGCAUCGAGACCUUCCGCCUCAGCCUGUUUCUUGAUGAGUCCAGACCCGGGAACGACCAUCGCAUCGACAUUCGCAGCAACUUUGGCAUCCGGCCCAGCGGCAAGCACGAUCUUGGCGGCGGAACGCAAAUCCUCGAUGCGACUGUUGGUGCACGACCCGAUGAACACCUUGUCGACUGUGAUUUGCUCGAUGGGCGUGUUAGGUUUGAGCCCCAUGUAGGCCAAGGAGCGCUCGACAGAGGAGCGUUUUACGGGAUCAGCAAAGGUCGAUGGGUCGGGAACAGAGCCUGUGAUGGGCACAGUGUCCUCGGGCGAAGUGCCCCAAGUCACGGUCGGGAUAAUGUCCGCCGCAGCAAUGUUGACCUCGAUAUCGAAUUUUGCGCCGUCGUCGGUCUUCAACGUUCGCCAGUAAGCCUCUGCGCGAUCCCAGGCCUCUCCCUUCGGUGCAAGCGGUCGGUUGCGGAGAUACUCAAACGUGAUCUCGUCCGGUGCAACCAUGCCAGCCCGGGCACCACCUUCAAUACUCAUGUUGCACACGCUCAUCCUUGCCUCCAUGGAGAAGUUGCGGAAGACAGAGCCAGCGAACUCGAUCACACAUCCUGUCCCUCCGGCUGUGCCAAUCUGACCGAUGAUGUAUAAAAUAACAUCCUUCGAGUUAACCCCGUCGAGCAGUUCUCCGUCGACCGUGAUACGCAUGUUCUUUGCUUUCUUCUGCAGCAACGUCUGUGUUGCGAGCACGUGCUCUACUUCGGACGUGCCGAUGCCAAACGCGAGAGACCCAAAUGCUCCGUGUGCUGGAAGAAAAGAUCAGACGGACUUGACGUGGUGCAAGGAAGAACGGACUAGACGUGUGAGAGUCGCCACAAACGCAGGUGAUACCGGGGAGCUAACAUGCAUUAGGCGUGAAAUCGAAAGCUCGUAAUAUGCUCACAGUGAAUCCUUGUUCGGGGCCGAUAACGUGAACGAUGCCCUGUCGCUUGUCGGUCAUACCGAAAUAGGUCAAUCCAAACUCCUUGAUGUUGUCCUCCAAGGCAGCACAUUGGGCACGCGAGUCGGGCUCUUCGAUGAACGACGAAACAGAGACAAAGUUCUUGCGUGACACAGUCCUUUCAACAUGUCAGCCAAUGAGAUGUGCGGUAUGAAGGGAAAUAUCUCACGGGAUGUUGUGAUCGACCGUAGCCAGCGUGCAGUCUGGUCGCCGCACAGGUCGCCCCGCAUUCCUCCUACGUCAUAUCAGAGCCAGGAACGAGAUAGGAAGAAAGAAAGCACAGACAAGCCCUCGAAAGCUUGCGGGCUGGUGACCUCGUGCACCAGGUGCCGAUCGAUGUAGAGGAGAGCGAGGCCGUCGUCCUGGACGUCGCUGUAGAGGAUGAUCAGGUACGGGAUCGGCUGUGAACAAAAUGCUCUACACGACAUGGUCGUCCCAGAUUUUAUCGUAGAGAGUUCGAGGGGCGUUCGUCAUUAGUUGAGGAUAACGUGUCAGAAGAUGCGUGGUUAGAAGUAAGAAUGAGGUUAAGUACCUCGAGUCUGCAACAGAAGGAAAGUUAUGUCCGAUCGGCCGAUACAGUCUUUCGGGUCGACUUUCGGAGACGGUUCCCGAAAGCCAAUGAGGAUCAAGGAAUUUGCCGUCAGUCAGGUGACAUUUGUAUUACGUCACGCUCUAGACUCAGCUCGCGGUCGAUUUCGGCAUCAUACUGCACAGUUGGUGGCUGUACGAUUCCGUUCACGUAAUCCCUCAAGGACUCACUUUUCCGACCCUCAGCAAUGGCCAAGUCUAAGAACCACACGAAUCACAACCAGAACAAGAAGGCGCACAAGAAUGGCAUCAAGCGCCCCAUUGCUGGUCGUACACGGUCCUUGAAGGGUGUUGACUCUAAGUUCCGCCGCAACGCUCGCUUCGCACUGGUUGGCUCGCACAAAGCGCGCAGGGAAGCAAAACUCGCCGCAGCCGCAUAGGGAUUCUACCCGACACGAUAUCUGUGCGCAGUAGUUCAGGGGAGAGUUUCAGGCGUUUGAGGGUCGGAUGCCGCGCCGAGCACAGGCUCGAUAUGCCAUGCAGUAUGCUGUUUGCUAUGCCCUUGCUUUACAAAAUCAAUCAAAACCUGGCAAAAACACAAUUCCGGUGCCGCAA
Messenger RNA from Mycena citricolor, 9033 nucleotides. Lineage: Eukaryota; Fungi; Basidiomycota; Agaricomycetes; Agaricales; Mycenaceae. The record is from the annotation of a GenBank genome assembly.